UGACAAUCAGUCCGAUUUCAGGAGCUGCUGGAUGGACCACUACGCCGACUUUUAGUCCGUAGAUCGAGUUUUAGAAGCAUGCAUAUCUUCAUCCUCUCUUUGCAACAUUUUCCCCUUUAAACAAAAAAACAAAGAAGAAGCAACAGACAGCAUUCUGCUACCGAAGGAGACGAUUGAAAUCCUUACUUACUUAUAAAAUCCAUUCCAAGGACAUGACAACAACAACAACAAUAUCAUCAUCAUCUCUUUACGCGUAUUGCCAGUAACAGUCAGCAGUGGUGUUGUUCAUUGUUGCAUAAAAUAAUCACUUGUGUUUGUUACUUUCCUGGGAAGAAGAUGAUGAACUGAACAAGAAUAAGUGAAAAACUAAAAAUGUUUCCCAUACGUAUCAAGGAACAAGUGUGAAAAGAAGGACAACAAUUGUCAACUUGUUGGCACAUCAUCAUCAUCAUCGUCGUUGACGUUUGUUUGUGUACAAAAAGCUUUGAGAAAGAGAGAGAAGAAUAAGUUUUAAAACGACUUUUUGUCUUCACCGUGACAUACCAAGUUAAAUUCAAUUAUUCAUCAAAAGUGUUGAACAACAUAUCAAAAAAGAGUGCAAAUCCGAGCGGUCCAAGAAAUUCGAGUGUGUAUCUUUAACCAAAUUGUACCCUAUUCUCAUUUAAGAAAUAGUAAAAGAAAAAAUAUCACCAAUUUUUUUAACGAAAUAUUUACAGUGUUUUCUUAUAAAAUCAAUCAAUUAAUCACACCAUUUUUUUCAUCUCAUCAAGCAAAAACAAACGUACAAAUUCGGAAUAUCGAUACACCCUGUGGACUGAUAAGUACUUAUCGUAAUAUUAACUUUUAAUUUUGAUAUAUACCAAAUUCCUUUUACGGACCACAUCACGGAUACAAAAAAACCAAGAAGUUCAACUUCAUCAACUCAUCAUCCUCACUCAUGUAAUACUUAAUUUUAAUUGAACUAAAUCAACUAGUGUCGCUGUUCGUUAUCUCCUUUCCUCUUAAACCAUUUUCUUCUCCUCGCCUCUCCUCUCCAUCAAAUUAUUCUGUAAUCUUCUUGUAGUAUUUUCUCAUUCACGAUAAAAAUACAGCCUGCUUCUCAAAAUUUAUGAUAACACGACACGAUAAACAUUCCUUGAAGAGGAGACGAGACGACCAAACCGUGCAUAAUCUUAAUCUUCUAUCGUGAAUUGUACAUUACUUUUUUGCCUCUGCUAAAUACGCAAAAUUAAAAAAAUAAACUUUGUGGAAAUUUAUCGCACAACUUCUCACCGGGCGAGGGAACUUUUUUCCGAAAAAAAAAUAACAAGGAGGAAAUAAUUUGUUCAAAUUCUUCUUUCGUCUGGAGCCGUUUAAGCUGAACCUGUACGUCAAAUGCUGAAUUUCUUCGUGGAAAAAAAAUAUUCCGUGUGUGUGAAGCAGGAAUCUUCUUGUGAAAAAAAAUAAACUAACUGACUGAACUUGUGUAGUGUUGUGUGUUGUUGUUUUUGUGGCUAAAAAAACGCUAAAAAAUCUUUUUAAUAAACUGUACAUUGUAAUCUGUGUGUUUGUGUGUAGUAAACAUUGUUCUUGUUAUUGUGCGUGGACUUUUUUUGAACUUUUUUGAACAAAAUUAUACACAAAUUAUACACACGAGAGUUUCUCCAGGCAUCUACAAAUAUACGACAUACACACAUAUCUAUCGUGGACAUACGAUGAAUGCAGCGUUGUCCAUAUUUGACUGAGAUGAGAGAGAGAUUUUGGACGCGCAGCACGAACAACGGAAACGACAAGAAAGCAACGGACGACGAAGGGACGGACGAUUUACUGAAAAGUGUCGCAAUGACGACGAAAAACAAGCAGUCGACGAUUGCCAGGUUGGCCCAACCUGAACCCGACGAUCCGGACGAGGCGUCACCCAUGCUGCCCUCAAAUCCGACCGUGUCACAGAUGUCGACAUCCCCUCCAUCAGUCCCGCUCGUGGUUAAGGUAAAGCCGGAUGGGAGUGGGUCUCACCGCACGGAGGCGGCAGAUCGACCCCACUCGUUCAUCUGGAUUCAGCAACCCUCCACCAGAAAGUGGUGUUGCAACUAUGCUCUCACCAAGUUCCCAAAGAAUGCCAAAACAUCUCUAUUCAUCAUCACGAGUGCGCUGUACUGCAAACUGGCGGUCGUGGUAUGUUUGGCGUUCCUACUUUCGGAAGUCAUCACUCUCAAUGUACCCCUCCACUUCUUUGAGGCAAUUUUCACCUACUUGUACAGCGGGAGCAUUCUGUUUUUCCUCUACGUGUUCUGCUACCUCCUGCACGACACGUCUCAAAAGAAGCGACAGAAGAACAAGGAGGCGGCGAGUGCCCGGGAGGCGAGGACGGAUGAGGAGGUGGCGGCAGACGCGUCCGCGAGCAAGUCGGGCGAAAGAAAGCAAUCUUUCUUGCAGGAGAGUCGUCACAAGGCAAAGUAUGACGUAGCGGGGAGAGAAAGACUUGAUAUCCAGAAUGAGGGGAUGUUGAAGGGGAUCCGGAAGGGGAGUGAGUCGAAGGAUGUGAAUUUGAACGACGGGUCUGGCGAGGCGGGCGGCCCAGCACCGUCGCAAGGACAAGAGAAAGCCACAGCCGAACCCUCCUCGGCUGCAUCCUGUGGGGCAAAGAGUGCUUCUUGUAAACCCAAAACCAGUCAGAGCGAUACUGCUCACGGCUCAUUUUUCCUCAGGAUGGGAACUCUGGCAUUCGGACUCGGUGCCAUGAUUUACAUUGGCCUGGAACUCGGCUCCUUCUUUGAGAUUCCGAUGGGAUCCUCUUGCUACAACAUCCUCCGCGGAGUGAAUCCCCUCCUUCAACUGAUUUUCACGUUCAUGCAAAUGUACUUCAUCUUCAUUAAUGCCAGGCUACGCAUUCAUAAGUUCAAGAUCAUUGCGAGAUUUGGCUUGAUGCACGUUGUCGCCACGAAUCUCUGCGUCUGGUUGAGGAUUUUGGUUCGAGAGUGUCUCAAGGAGAUCACGAAGCAUUACGGCGGCGUCUCGCAGGACUAUAUGAUUCGAGAGGGGAACCGCCUGUUGUAUGCCCGACUAGGAAUUUGGAAUCAAUCCUCCUCCACGACACCAGACCCCAACGGAUACGACAAUGGAUACAACAAUAAUUACGGAUACGGAAAUGUGCCCCGACUCCCAACUCCGCUCCCAUCUUUCACCUCGAAUGGGACCACGACGACGCCACUCCCUCUCAACACGACCUGCGAGAGGACCAUGUACAUGGGGCCUGUCGUCGACGACGCGGCGCCAUACCUCUUCCCCGUCGUAAUUGAGUACAGUUUGAUCGCUGCGGCUGUCGUGUUUGUCAUGUGGAGAAAUAUUGGGCGCAAUAUCCCGGCAAAAACCAAUGGAGAAGAAGGUGACGAAGGUCAACAGGAAUGGGAAGGAGGGGCAGAUUCGUACAGCCGAUAUGCAGCCGGAGGUGAAGGAACUUCUCCCACCGGACCGGUCGACUGUGUCGGAGCGAGCAAAGGUCUCUUCUGUGGACUCCUCCUCCUCGUCACGGCCCUCAUUUGUCUCAUCUUGUUCUUUGUCCUCGUCGAGGGAAAGCAGUUGAAAUGGUUGGCCAUCUAUCUGGCCGACUGUUCUCACGCGGGACUCCUGCUCCUCUCAUUUCUGGCGACACUAAUUGGAUUCAUCAGAGUGAGACGUCUCAGAUUUCAUGGCGAUCAUGGAAGUCCAUUGAGAGAUUUGCUCCUCCGAGUCUCCAUCCUUGGCGUGUUUGCAUACGCCCUGUUCAGCUUGAUCUCUGGAACUGUUGUCGGACUCUCAUUGGACAUCCCAUCACUCCUCGUGGCUGGAACAUCGGGCCUCGUUCUCCUGCAGAUCAUCUUGCAAAUGCUCUUCAUCUCUGACGUCGGGCGACGAAGGAUCAACCUCCCCGAACAUUCCAGAACCAAGCCAGGCCGCCAGAUAGUGACGCUCUUGAUGAUAACCAACUUGACAAUGUGGGUGAUUAUGACUCUUGAAAUCCGAAAAGUGGAAAAGGACCCGAUCCAACUCUACUUUUUUGGAACCAUUCCGUGGAUUCUAGUCCAAAGGUUUUCUCUCCCACUCUACAUCUUUCACAGAUUCUUCUCCGCCGUCACCUUGGCAGAAAUUUGGAAAAAUUCCUACACUUUAAAAUACAUCCCAGUGGCCACCGGCCCGUAAACUCUUUUUUCUUUGUCUCACGAGGUUUCGAGAGGAGGAGGAGGAAUGAAUGAUGUUAAAAACGAAUGAAAAUGGUGCAUGCAAAACUAAAAAUUAUUGGCCUCUGCAUAUUUACAAGAGAGGAAAUCAAAGAAAAACAUGUCCGUUUUUCAAAACACACGAGCAGCACCUGAAAAAUCAGAACCAAAACUAACCAACAAAAAAGAUGCUCACGUAGAUUUCAGACACGACGACGAGUUAGAGUUAGACUUGCUUUAGUAGAGAGCUUUAUAAUUGUUGUUGAUAAUAAUGAAGGAAGGUUAUGUCCACAAGAAGGAUAAGCUAGAGUACGUACUUAACUUGUACAUUGUUGAGGAGGACUUCAUUAACUAACACUAUUUAAAUUAGUAGCGAGUGAGUACAUACAUAAAUACCAGAGCAAAACGUAGCGCUGCUUCCCGUUGUUGUUGUUGCAUAUAAUAGUUUACGUACAUAAAUAAAUGGUCUCAAAUCUAAAAAGCCCGUACGAGUCAGUAGGAGUAGUAGUGGGGGUGGUCCUGGUGGUGGAGGUGGAAAGAGGAACAGAAAUCAGAAUCGUCUUAUUUACCCCCUCAAAAAAAGACGUACAAAGAUAAGUACAUACGUAGGAGAGAAAGUCGUAAAGCAUCUCGGGUCACGAUAAGCUCCUCGUUUCUUUCUUGGCACUAAAUAAGAUAAAAACAUGUAAACCAGCAGCUUCGUAUUAUGCUCAUCAGUCGGAUUUCGUAGUAAGGUGUACCCUCAAGCACUAAAAUAGUAUGCGACAUGCAGGACCAGAUAGGGUGGCGUGGCGUCAUGGCGUGGCGUCAGGCGUGGGGAAAAUGCUUUCCUUGCUGCUGCUACUGCUCAGCUACUUACUUUUACAUAUUACUAACCAAUUUAAACCGUGAGACAUUUUUUCCCUGAGCGAGAAAUUUUGAAGAAAUUACACAAAAGUUACAUCAGAACGAAUGUGAAAAUAUUUCUUUCUCAAAAACCUCGUGUGACUCACUCACCACUUGGACUUGAGUUGUGAUAGCACUUUAUUCAUUUUAGUAGACUACUUGGUAGGAUGAAAUUUCUGAAAAAAAUCCCCCCUCCCCCCCAAAAAAAAGAAAGUGCACGAUAUACGAUAUGUAUUUAGUACGUAGCAAAGUCAUCAGCCAGCUCACUGCCAAUCCCCUUUUUAAAUGUUAGGAAAUCAUCAAAUCAACGUACCACAAAAUACUUGACCAAUUCCCAAAAUACACAAUUCUCUCAUGCAGAUCAAUCAAAAUCAAAGUUUCCCCAGGGGAAAAUACCCAGAGUGAACCCCCCAAAAAAUAGAUAACUCAUCUGCGACCACUAUGAUAAAUACGAACCACCACAAGUUUUUUUUUACCACGAGAGAUGCAAACCAAACCGUCAAAUCUAGUCUAGAAUGAGGAGAAGAUAAGAAGAAGAAUACGUAAAUUCUGCUUUGACAAGUAUUAUAUUUUACCCGUAUUUGAUAUUAUUUAUGUUAAUGCAAGGUAUAGCAGAGUAGAAAUAUUUGCAAAUUUUUCAAAGUUGGCUGUGAAAAAGGUUGUAUGUUUUUUUAAAAUGUUUGGAAAUUCAGUCACCAUCAGAAUUUCAAAAAGAGGAAAUUUUAACGUAUGUAUGCAUGCUUUUUUAUACACUCGGUCGGACCCAUGUUAAAUUUUGGAAAACAAAAUUCAAUAAUUUUCCGUCUUCUUAUAUAAUUCAACUAAUCGGUCUAUCGAUAUAUACAUAUUUGAAAAAAACGAAAGUUGUGAAUCUUUUUUUAAAAGAAACAAUUAUUUCUAGCUUAUCCAUCAUGAUAAGCCCACUACUCGUACUCUCAUACAUACAUAAAUAUGUACAUACAUGAACGAUGACGAUAAGGCUAUUUUACGUCCUUGCCAUGCCACACACAGCGAAAUGCAGACUUUGUGUACGUGUUUCUCUCAAUAAUCAUGAUAAGAUGUCUUUCGAAACUUUCCAUCUAUAUUUAGUAGAAAAACGCUCUCUUCUUCAUAAAAAUAUGUUCAUCGCGUCGUCAUCAUUGUACAAAAAAACGAAAAUUUUCGAGCAGUAUACAACAAAAUGAAACUUUCCGUUCGGUAUUUACGUCUUUUAGAAAUUUUUUAAAAAAACUUAGGGUCUCAUUUUCCCCGUCUCAAAAAAAUGAGAUACUGCUUUUAAUACCUUUAUGCAAAUAUAAACUGCCUCAUGAUUUACUAGCUCGGCUCGGCCAAUAAAGUCUCAAAAUCGUUUAACAGCAUUUGCCAAAAUAAUUGAAACUUGUGCAACUUUGUUCAAAAAUUCCUCAAAGAAAAAAGUUUUUUGGAUAAGAAAAAACAGCAAAUAAAAGUACAAACCCUUUCAAUGUAUGUAAUCUACAUACAAAAAAAUGAAACAAAACAGCGGAAAUUUAACAAAAACGGGAAAUUCUCAUCAUUCUGAAAUUCAAUUUUCAACGAAAAAACUAUAACUAUCCAAAAAUAUGUAUGAAACUAAAAAAAACUCUGCCAACCAACCAUCUACUUUACAUAAUUUGCAAAAUAAUAAUUUUCUUUUUCACUACUUAUUAAAUUGCUUGCUCAGUCGGAAUAUGUAAGUCUGUCGAGGAUGGAAGAAGAAGAAAAUGUGAGAGUAUGUAAAUCCAUAGGAAGUAAAUACGUCGGUGGUGAUGUUAAAACCCUAAUUAAAAAAUGUAACUAAAAUUAGUUAGAUGAGGACACUUUUUACGGAUAUUUUUCAGACCUCCUUUCUGAAUUCCGUGUAAAAAUCUAAGAUGCAUACAUUCUUACCAAGUAAAAAAUGGUUCUUUAAACUACAAAAUUUAGACGAAAUGAUGGUCAUGAUUACGGGCUAAAACUUAAAAUUAAAAAUAACUAUUCAUUCAUUCAUGGAUUGAUUGAUUGAUAUGAAAAGAUGACAGUGUGUUAAUUGUAUAAAAAAAUAAAGCGAAAUUUUGAAAUAGCGUCGCGUCGUUCUUUGUUCUGGAAACUUGUAAAAAAAAGAUAAGAAAUAUGUUCCUCCGCUUGUAUUACGUAAAAAAUUUCUACUUCUACGCUAAAAAAAA
This is a messenger RNA of Folsomia candida, 7222 nucleotides long. It is a transcript of the gene OtopLa, whose product is annotated as proton channel OtopLc. NCBI's taxonomy places the organism in Eukaryota, Metazoa, Arthropoda, Collembola, Entomobryomorpha, Isotomidae. The record is from RefSeq and is a predicted model, not a curated record. Gene Ontology annotation, cellular component: membrane. Gene Ontology annotation, biological process: proton transmembrane transport. The transcript has 16 exons. Gene Ontology annotation, molecular function: proton channel activity. The coding region runs from base 1699 to 4158 and encodes 819 amino acids.